UACACCAGACACACGGACCCGUUCAAUCCCAUCCGAGUCACGGAGAUCUUACGACAGAUCAAGAUCGGGGACGACCUGACAACAGAACAGUGCGAACAGGUAACAAGUUUAUGUUCAGAAUUUGCUGACACGUUUGCAUUGGCUAUUAGCGAGGUCUUCCCAGUGGACUUCAAGACAUUCAAACUCUCCUUCCCCGAAGAAACGACAUUCAAAACAAAAGUCAACCAGCGACCUCUGACUCCACCUCAAUGGGAGUACCUAUACGAACGGCUGAACAAACUCAAGAAGGCAGGUAUUAUUAGACGCAUCGAACCGGAAGAUGUCAAGGCAGCAAGCCCCACCAUGCUGGCACAAAAAGUACAC
Suillus discolor is the source of this 363-nucleotide messenger RNA. RefSeq lists its product as uncharacterized. The transcript has a single exon. The annotation marks the transcript as partial. The record is from RefSeq and is a predicted model, not a curated record. Lineage: Eukaryota; Fungi; Basidiomycota; Agaricomycetes; Boletales; Suillaceae.